This is a messenger RNA of Cheilinus undulatus (humphead wrasse), 2649 nucleotides long. It is a transcript of the gene crispld1a, whose product is annotated as cysteine-rich secretory protein LCCL domain containing 1a. Gene Ontology annotation, cellular component: extracellular region. Lineage: Eukaryota; Metazoa; Chordata; Actinopteri; Labriformes; Labridae. The coding region runs from base 352 to 1902 and encodes 516 amino acids. The transcript has 15 exons. The record is from RefSeq and is a predicted model, not a curated record.
UAAGUGAUGCUUUAGCAGCUUUAGUGCAUGAAUGUCGAAAGUCGAAAGAGCUAUUUUAUUCUCCCUUACUCUUUAAAACCUCAGCGGAGUGAAUGCAGCACAUCACGUCUUUGAUUUAAGUCACAUCACAGUCGUCACCUGAAACUCACUUUUAAAGGCGGAUUUUUGUUAAUCUCCUCUUACUGCGGAAGCUUCCUCACACUGACAUCUCGGAUCUCUCCAAGCGGGCUGCAUUCCAAUUCAUUAAAGCUCACGCUGCAGAAGAAGAAGAGGAAAAGUGUCUCUGCUGUGCUGUUUGUGCUCCCAGUUUUGACCCCAAAAGAGGAUCGUCUACCUGCAGCUCUUCCCAGGAUGAGGUCUUGGACCCUGCCGAGGGGCAUGCUCCUACCCCUGCUUCUGCUCCACACCGCCAACUCCAUGGUGAUGCUCCCAAACUCCACAGCCCUGGAGCAGAUUUUGGAGAAGUAUCAUGACGAGAAGGGGGACUGGUGGGAGGCCAAGCAGAGGGGGAAGAGAGCAAUCACGGACAGUGACGCUCAGCUCAUCCUGGAUCUUCAUAACAAGCUCCGAGGCCAGGUUUACCCUCCUGCUUCCAACAUGGAGUACAUGGUGUGGGACACUGAGCUGGAGCGAACGGCAGAAGAGUGGGCAGAGACGUGUUUGUGGGAGCAUGGGCCUGCUGGUCUGCUGCCACAGAUCGGACAGAACCUGGGAGCACACUGGGGAAGGUAUCGCCCUCCUACGUUCCAUGUGCAGGCGUGGUACGAUGAAGUGAAAGACUUCACCUUCCCUUACCCUCAGGAGUGUAACCCUUACUGCCCCUUCAGAUGCUCCGGCCCAGUUUGUACUCAUUACACACAGCUGGUUUGGGCCACCAGCAGCCGGAUCGGCUGUGCUGUCAACUUGUGCUACAACAUGAACGUGUGGGGGCAGAUUUGGGCCAAAGCUGUUUAUCUUGUCUGCAAUUAUUCACCCAAGGGAAACUGGUGGGGCUAUGCACCUUACAAACAUGGGACUCCAUGCUCUGCUUGCCCUCCCAGCUAUGGAGGAGGCUGCAAGGACAACCUCUGCUACAAAGAUGACAGCUCCUACCCCCCUAAAGAGGAAACGGAAGAAAACAACUUCAUCGAGCCAGAGGCCCCCCGUACUCCGCAGAAGCCCCGGCCAAGGGCCCCCAAGCCUGAGCCUCCUCCUGCCCCGGCCCCCACCCAGCCCCCCACAGAGGACCUGCAGAAGAAUGAAGUGGUCAACACACAGCAGAUGUCCCAGCUUGUGACCUGUGACACGAAGCUUCGAGAUCAGUGUAAAGGAACUCCAUGUAAUAGAUACGAGUGUCCAGCUGGGUGCCUAGAUGCUCCAGGAAAAGUGGUUGGCACAGUGUACUAUGAAAUGCAAUCCAGUGUGUGCAGAGCUGGUCUACACGCAGGUGUCAUAGAUAAUGAUGGAGGAUGGAUGGAUGUAACAAGAGAAGGCAGGAAGGACUUUUUCAUCAAAUCCAGCAAGAAUGGAGUCCAGUCCCUUGGAAAAUACCAGAGUGCUAAUUCCUUCACAGUCUCCAGAGUGGCAGUUAAAGCCAUCACAUGUGAAACCACAGUGGCACAGCUGUGUCCAUUCGAGAGGCCGGCCAAACAUUGUCCAAGGCUUUACUGCCCAAGAAACUGCUUAGAAGAGAAUCCUCACAUAUCUAGAGUGAUUGGUACCAGAAUAUACUCUGAUAAGUCCAGUAUAUGCCGAGCAGCGGUGCACGCUGGAGUGAUCAGGAAUGGCGUGGGCGGAUACAUCGAUGUGAUGCCUGUGGACAAGCGGAAACACUAUGUUUCCUCACACCAAAACGGCAUUUCCUCUGAAAGCCUUCAGAACCCUCCUGGAGGGAAGGCGUUCCGGGUGUUCGCCGUGAUUUGAGUGCCCCUGAGGGCGGCUUCACCAAACAGAAAAGCGCACUCGGGGCUCUUGAAAAAGCGGUAAUCAAGCCCUGUUGUCAAACUCAAUGACUGAAAUGUUUCUGGCUUUGCUACACUCUGGGGGUUAGAGGUCGUCUCCAUGACUGCGAAAAACCCAGCAGCAAAAACUUGGCAUCUACACUAAGGGGAUAUGUCAGCACUCACUUGGAUGGAGGUUUCAUUUUGCUGCAUUUUUAGUAAACUGUAAAUAUUUUAUUGUACAUAUGUGUUAAUAUUACAUCAGUGUUUGUCGUUGUGCUAUUGCCUUGCCUUUUUAGCUACUAGCUUUGUAUGAAUACUAUAGAUAUCUCCAGGUUGUAACAAAAUACAACCCCAUUCAAAAAAGUUGGGGUACUGUGUAAAAUGUAAGUAAUACAAAUGAAUGGUCAGCAAAAUUAACCCAUGUUUUAUUAGUUGAACAUGAACAAAAUAUCUAAUGUUGAAACUGAGACAUUUUACAGUUUCAUGAAAAAUAUUACCCCAUUUUAAAUUUGAAGGCAGCAACACAUCUCAAAAAAGUAUGGAUGAGGGCAACAAAAGGCUGGAAAAGUAAGUCGUACCAAUGAAAAACAGUCGGAGGAGCAUUCUGCAACCAAUUAGGUUCACUGGCAACAUGGCAGAUGCAUUGUUUUUUGACAGAUUUACCCACAGUGGAAAACUAUCACGGAUUUUGAAAAAGUAAAUUACAUUUUAGUCUGGUUUUAGUCAU